Camellia sinensis is the source of this 2088-nucleotide messenger RNA. RefSeq names its product polygalacturonase At1g48100. Gene Ontology annotation, molecular function: polygalacturonase activity. The record is from RefSeq and is a predicted model, not a curated record. NCBI's taxonomy places the organism in Eukaryota, Viridiplantae, Streptophyta, Magnoliopsida, Ericales, Theaceae. Gene Ontology annotation, biological process: carbohydrate metabolic process.
GAUUCUACAAUACCCUCAUCAGAGCUCUCUCUCUCUCACAGUUGUGAAGUCUUCCAACUUGUUUUAGUAGUGCUUCUAGUGGUCACAGCCACACACCUUCUUAUCUCUGCUUCUUUGGCUAACUCUAUCUCACUUAUGAACUACUAGAGUCUUUUCAUUUUGCUUCCAACUUGUUUUUAAGUGCUUCUUGUGGUCACAGAUACAUAUAGCUCCUUUGUAUCUCUCUUGUUUUCUAUACUUCCCAAAAACGUGGGUACCUUCAUUCUACAAACCCUAUAUGAUCCUCUAGCUUAUGAUAAUAAUGACAAAACCUAUCAAAACUUUUAUGGGUUUCUUUGAAUCUUGAAAGCAUGAUCUCCACAUCCUAAUGAAAAAGGCACAUUCUUUUUGUAUAUGCAUUGAAUAGCUUCAUUGUGUUCUAUAAAAUCUCAUUCUCUAAGCUAGCUAUUAUUAUUAGCCGACCUAACUAAACCAACCAUGGAGCUCCCUCAGAUUUUCUCUUUGUUUUCCUCCAUUUUCCUGUGCUUUUUCAUGCUUUCCAUUCAGGGUAGUAGAUACUCGGGUCUUCGCUUGUUGUCUCAAAUUUCACUCCCUCCAUCUCCUGCACCUGAGGCUGCUGCUGCCCCUGCCCCAACUCAAAUUUCACUCCCUCCAUCUCCUGCACCAAAGGCUGCUGCUGCCCCUGCCCCAACUCAAAUUUCACUCCCUCUAUCUCUUGCACCUAAGGCUGCUGCUGCUGCCCCUGCCCCAACUCAAAUUUCACUCCCUCCAUCUCCUGCACCUAAGGCUGCUGCUGCCCCUGCCCCAACUCAAAUUUCACUCCCUCUAUCUCCUGCACCUAAGGCUGCUGCUGCCCCUGCCCCAACUUCACAAACACGAAGUUACUAUUCUAGUGCUGUUUUUAAUGUAUUGUCAUUUGGUGCUGUUGGGGAUGGUGUCACAGAUGACACUCAAGCAUUCAAGAUGGCUUGGGACACCGUUUGCCAAUCUGAAUCAGUGACAUUGCUCGUUCCUCGUCACUAUUCCUUCAUGAUUCAAUCUACAAUCUUCACAGGGCCAUGUCAAAGUGGCCUGGUAUUUCAGAUUGAUGGAACUCUGAUGCCACCAGAUGGACCCGACUCAUGGCCUAAAAAGAACAGUAGGCGACAAUGGCUCGUGUUUUACAGACUCAGUGGAAUGGCAAUGCAAGGGGGUGGUCUAAUAGAUGGGAGAGGAGAGAAAUGGUGGAAUCUUCCUUGCAAACCUCACAAAGGAGUUAAUGGGAGAACCUUGCCCGGUCCGUGCGAUAGUCCAGUUGCUAUAAGGUUCGUUAUGAGCUCAAAUUUGACAAUACAAGGACUUAAAAUCAAGAACAGUCCACAGUUCCACUUCCGGUUUGAUGGUUGCCGGGAUGUGCAUGUAGACUUGCUUUACAUAACAGCACCUUCUCAAAGCCCCAACACAGAUGGAAUUCACAUAGAGAAUUCAAACAACGUGAAAAUUUACAAUUCUGUCAUCUCCAACGGUGAUGAUUGUGUAUCUAUUGGAGCUGGUUGUUAUAAUGUAGACAUAAGGAAUAUAACAUGUGGUCCUAGUCAUGGAAUAAGUAUUGGCAGCCUUGGCCUCCGAAACUCCCGAGCUUGCGUGUCAAACAUCACAGUAACUGACUCCGUGGUCAAGCACUCUGACAAUGGAGUCCGGAUCAAGACAUGGCAAGGUGGAUCAGGAUCAGUAUCUAAGGUGACCUUCAACAACAUUCAAAUGGACACUGUUAGAAACCCUAUCAUCAUAGACCAAUACUAUUGCCAAACCAAGGGCUGCACCAACCAGACAUCUGCAGUGUACAUUUCUGAUAUUUUGUAUUCAGAAAUUAAGGGUACUUACGACAUCAGAAGCCCACCGAUGCAUUUGGCGUGCAGUGACACCAUGCCAUGCACUAAUCUCACAUUCUCGGACGUGGAAUUGCUUCCUGCUCAAGGGCAGUUGUUGCUCGAUCCAUUUUGCUGGAAUGCGUAUGGAGAUAUGAGAACACUGACUAUUCCACCGGUGUAUUGCUUGUCCGAGGGAACACCGCAGUCAAUACCACAAAAUGAUGUUGAUCGGUGCUGA